GUGUGAGGAGACGGCCGAGUGUCCAGACGGGCCCUGUGAGACCACGACCCAGACCACGGCCCACCAAGAGCGGGGCUAUGGGCAGCAGGAGAUUAAGGUGAUAGCUGUCGGGGUAGUGUGCGCUGUGCUUAUCAUCAUCGUCUUCACGGUCCUUUGCUACUACUGCCACCCAGAUAAGACCCACAGGCCUGUGGCCAAGGAUGACCCUGACCUCUUUGCCAAGAGCGUCGGGGUGGACACUCAGACCAUGCCCAUUGAGCUCAACCCUCUGGACACCGGCUCCCACAACAACCUGGACUGCGCAGGGCCCGAGGCCCACAAGGUGUCGGUGGCCCCCGAGUUCCUCACCUUUGGGCCUGGGCCUGGCCAGAGGCAGCGAAGCAUGAUUGUGUGCAGUGUGGCCCCCAACCUCCCCCCUGCUGCACCCCCUUCCAACUCAGACAAUGAGUCCAUCAUCAAGAGCACCUGGGCUGGAGAAGAGAUGGUGUACCCGGCAGAAGCUACCUUCUGGGCCCCUUCCUAUGCGCCAGCUGAGCUUCAGGAGUAUCCCCGGUACGAGGUGAUCCAAGGCCCAAUGCCAGCUUCACCCCAUCGUGGUCCACCUCCUCCUGCGGACCCUGAGCCACCUGCUCUCUAUGGAGGCUUCCCCUUCCCACUGGAGUCAGCUAACAAGCGGGCCCCCAUACCACCCCGAUAUAGCAACCAGAACCUGGAGGACUUCCUGCCCCUGCAGCCCCCCAGCCCAGACCCGAGGGAACGUCCACAUAGCCCUUGCCCCAAUGAGUACACAGCCAUCAGCUACUACCCUUCUCACCUGCUGCAGCCCGGGGGCCCCCUCUACCCCACCGAAGGGGCCUACAAACGGGUGAGCGUCCGGCUCAGUGUGGCCCAGCCCUCCUACGCGGACUGUGAGGUGGUUCCCUGCCCACCAGGUCGCCCGCUGCACUACGAGGGCUCGGACAUGGUGGAGAGUGAUUACGGCAGCUGCGAGGAGGUCAUGUUUUAG
Messenger RNA from Gracilinanus agilis (Agile Gracile Mouse Opossum), 1006 nucleotides. Its product is annotated as protocadherin Fat 2-like. NCBI's taxonomy places the organism in Eukaryota, Metazoa, Chordata, Mammalia, Didelphimorphia, Didelphidae. The record is from RefSeq and is a predicted model, not a curated record. The transcript is spliced from 2 exons. The annotation marks the transcript as partial.